Molecule: messenger RNA, 6468 nt
Organism: Panicum virgatum (switchgrass)
Lineage: Eukaryota; Viridiplantae; Streptophyta; Magnoliopsida; Poales; Poaceae
Product: ATP-dependent 6-phosphofructokinase 6-like
Exons: 8
Coding region: 1068-1787 (239 amino acids)
Biological process (GO): fructose 6-phosphate metabolic process; glycolytic process
Cellular component (GO): cytoplasm
Molecular function (GO): 6-phosphofructokinase activity
Source: RefSeq, a predicted model, not a curated record
ACAGGCAUAUCUAGCCCCCGCGCCCUGGGAUGGCUUCCCCACUCCGCGGCAUCACCGGAAAUCACGCUCAUCUUCCAUCCCCAUCCAUUCUUCCGGCCGCCGGCCGCCCGAGAUCACGCACGCCGCCAAUGCAUCAGCUCGGACCCCGUCCCCUCCUCUCUCUUCGACACCCCCUUCUUCUCCUCUCUCCUGCGGGCUGCUGCCCACUCGCCUCCUCCCCUCCCCCCACCCACGCUGGAGCGAAUCCGGACGGCUCGCACCGCCGACGUCCCCGAGGGCCCUCACCGCCGCCGUGCUCCCGACUCUCCCCGCACUCGCCGAGGCCUCCUCCUCCAAGCCCAACGAGCGGAUUCCCCCUGCAGUCGACCUCGGAGGCGACGCCGCGCCCCACGGGGUCCUUCUCGACGCCGCCGCGACGUCCUCGACGCCAUCGCCGCCACUGCCGCGCCACGACGUCCUCGGGGUCCUCCUCGCCGUCAUCGUCGCCGAAGCCGACAGCCACCGUGCCGCGCCCCGUUGUGUCCUCCUCGCCGUCGCCCCCCGUCUGCCUCGACGGCUUCGAGCCCACCGCCACCAUGCACAUCACGCCGGGCAUCGGGAUGGAGAUCCCCAUCUGGGCGAUGGCGCGGGCCGGGUGCCAGGUGAAGAUCGUGGUCGCCGACUGGUUUGCGCUUUGUUCCGAUGGUUUGCUUUUUUGUUCAUGUUGGCAGACUUAUCCUAAUCCGUUACAAGACCAUCGAGCCUAUUCAACUGUCAAGUAUGGCCUGCCUUGCCUAUCCUAAAUUGUCUGCUGCUUUCAGUUGUUUUAUUCAGUUCUGUGCAUUGGUAGCUCUGCAAUAUGUUAAGAUGAAAAUGCCAGGCAGUACUUCGUCAAUGAAGAUGAUACUGUACCGCAAAAGGUGGCUGUUCAGAAGAACAGUCGGCGUGGCGUCCACUUCCGUCAUGCUGGGCCUCGUUAGAGGAUUUAUUUUGGUCCCGAUGAAGUAAAAGCCUGCAUUCUAACUUGUGGAGGCCUCUGCCCUGGGCUUAACACUGUUAUCAGAGAAUUGGUGUGUAGCUUGUCACACAUGUACAAUGUCAGCAGCGUCUUUGGAAUACAGAAUGGAUACAAAGGGUUUUAUUCUAGCAACUAUCUUCCCCUGACACCGAAUAGUGUCAACGACAUCCACAAAAGGGGUGGUACAAUUCUUGGGACAUCACGAGGUGGUCAUGAUAUAAAGAAGAUUGUUGAUAACAUUCAAGAUCAUGGAAUUAAUCAGGUGUAUAUCAUUGGAGGAGAUCGAACUCAGAAGGGAGCAUACGAGAUAUUCAAGGAAAUCCGAAAACGUGGCCUGAAAGUUUCUGUGGCCGGAGUCCCCAAGACAAUUGAUAAUGACAUUGCGUUGUCAAUGGAAACUAUGCAGGCACAAGCUGUUGCUGAUGGGCAGACACCAUUGCCAAGUGCUGAGGUUGUUUCCAAGGUCUUGUCGCAAUGCAGCUCCAACAACACAUUCUUGAAAAAUGCAGGUCUAUCCACUCCUUCCUCGAAGUCUUCUCCAGCUCGUGAAGCGGCGCUACGCCGACAACUUAAUGCUCAAAAACAAAGUUCAGCUGUUCUCCAUGAUCACCUAGAAGAACUAAAGAAGAAGACAGUAGCAGCAGUUCUCGGAAUAAAAAUGUCGUUUCAUUGGUUCUGUUAUGAAAUGGAUCUGCAUGAACGUCAACAUGUAAUGGUUUCGGACAUGUGGCGGUCCGAAACGGGCAUUCUCGAGAACAAGAAACGGAUGCGUGGUCCAAUAAGAAACUGAUGGUCCAAAAGGGAACAGACACGUAUAUACCGGACACGACACGUAGAGAGGACACGUGGUCCAAUAGGAAUAUGGCUCCUGACAGAACCUCAAGGCGACACGAGGCCGAACAGAAAUUUGCCACGUUGAUGCCACGUGUCCCUACCAGAAAGGCGCACGUGGCAGUGUGAAAAAAUGACAUGUUGACAAACAGAAGACGACACGUGGGACAAUAACAAAGUGGCACGUGGAACCAUACGGAGACACCGCGCGUCCAAACUCGGCACCGACACGUGUCACAACAAGAUGGCGACAUGUGGAAAAGUACGGAAGCGGCACGUGUCACAGACCAGACGGCGACACGUGGCGAAACUCAGUGGGGACACGUGGACGUGUGUCAAUGCCGCAUGUCAGAAUGGGGCGGCGACAUGUGGCUACACUGUUUUGUGCCACGUAGGCAAAUAACCAGAGGACACGUGUCACAAAUCUGGACGGGACAGGUGGCCGAUCCCUCAAGUGAAAAGUGGACAAGCAGGAAAGCGACACAUGGCCGAACCAGGAUACUCCUGACAGGUGGACACGUGUUGUUCUACUAGCCCGCCUCGUGUCUGUCCGUUGCCGAAAUGGGCUGCUGGCACAGCACCUAACGGCACUGAUGGCGUUGACGUCGUUGACGGGGACACAUGGAUCCGGAUAUCCGGUGACGUUUUUGGGGCGCGUCGCCAAAGCAAAAACGGUUAGGUGAUGUAAGUUCCUUCGUCACCGAAAAAACCAGUUUCAUGAUGUUUUUCGCGUUCCAUCAUUGUGGAACAAACUUGACGCGUCUUGACGCGGCUUUCACGACGUAUCAAAUUUUGUCAUUAAUUCAUCACCAAACUUUCUUUACGACGAAUUUUGGCCCUUCAAUGACGAAUGUCGUUUGUCACCGAUGCAUCAUUUUGCACUAGUGGGGUAUUUUAGUCCCGGUUGUUACAAUCAGGACCUCGUUGUCCCUAUUGGAAAACCGGGACUAAAGGGGUUCCCGGACCGGGACAAAGAAGUUUCUCUGUACUAGUGAUAGCUGCAUCUGGCCAUCAACCAUUGAGGUUCGUGAUUCCCCUAUAGAUGCCCAGUAAAAACAAUUUAUUUGUUUAGAUCACUAGGCCUUCAGUGUCCUUACGUUCUUGCAAAUGCAUCAUCCAAUUUAAUAUUGUGUUUUUUCAGACUAUAUGAAAAUCAUGGUUUUCCUAUGGUAAAAUUGUCCAAUAAAUCACUCAGGCUUUGUAGAUCGUUGAACUAGUCUGGUUUUUCAGAUGUAGAAUGAAGGAUUAGUGGAACAGAUAAUCUUCAUGUACCUGGCUGUACAGAUUUUAGGUACCAAAUAAAUAUUUGAAUGCUUGCUCCUACUGUAAAUUAACAGCAUGCAUACACAGUUUUCGUAAUUUACUAGACCUUCAUUGAUGUUGCACUGUGGUAAACUAACCAUAUAAUAUACUUCGUUUUUUAAUCAUCUCAAUAUCACCACGGUCGGCAGCUGUGAGUGAUUUAUUUUGAUUUGGAUUCAAAGUAGCAUGAAACUAAAAUAUCAAUUACGUCGGAACCUGAAUGUUAGUAAAUUCAUGAGUUCAUAUUUCAAGAAUUUGCUUUCUACCAAACCAUAGUCAGAAACUUAUGUCGACCACCUUGUUGUUUUCAGUAAUUUUGACAUAUAAAGUAUGUGGUAAAUUAACUAUAUACUUUACUAGUUUUAUAAUUACUUGGUACUAUGAAACAAUGCUCAUCAUUGCAGCCACCAAAUUAUUUUGGUAACUUGGACGACCCCCCCCCCCCUUCUGAACACUAUUUACAAUAGCCCAAUCUAUCUCAUUAUGUUUAUUUCAUCCGACUUGUCUUUGUCGUUGGGCGGUGAAGGCAGAUUCGGGAAUAGGGAUUAAUGUUGUAAUACUUCUUUCGAGCUUUAUUACCUAUUUGUUGACCUGAAUAAUUAAUAUUAGACAAUGAGACAUGGGGAAAUACCAAGCAGCAUCACUAGGGCACCAACAUUUGAAAGCAGGAUUGGUAAGGCACCAUGCCCCUACUACUGUGUGUCUGUGUAUCGAUCCAAAGACACGGUGCCAAAUACCCUCCUUGGGCACUCCGCCGUUGCAGCCGGAACUUAUGGCCUGGCAUCAGUAUUGGCUGCAACAACAGCCGAUACUUAUGGCCUGGAUCCAAUGGCCCGUUUUCUAGCAGUAUGGUGUGGGUGUGGCAUGUGAGCCCCUAUGACGCCUUUUCAUGGCCUCCAUUGUCAUGGAGCGGUGAUGAGAUGUGGGGGAGGGGGGCAUCAUCCAUGGGAGAGGAGGAAGACAAAUAGAGAAUAGAGAGGCUGGCAAGCAUGGUCUGUAUAUCAGGGUGGGCUAGUUAGUGUGGGGGACAUGGAUCCGCCAAACAGCAGAGGGAGAGGAGGGCACCUAAGAUACCUAAAAUGUGAGCCAGUGUCAAGAGCUCCCAAGAGAGCCCCCUUUUGACCCCUUGGGUCUCCUAUAUAUAGGAGGGGAGGGAAGUGGCAAUUUGUGCCCAGCACCCUAGUAAAUACAAUAUUUACAAAUAGACCAUGAGGUCACAUGAGGCCCAUUUACAACAUGGGUUGGCCCAUUCCUCCAACAGUUAGCUGUCCUCCAUGUGGAGGCCUGGUGCGAGAGAACAAGAGAAAAGAUAGACUAGGGAGGCAGUGGGUGGUGGGGACGGCUUUGUGAAUCUGCCAAGUAUAUGUUAGGUGUUAGGCAUUUUAUAUUUUUUACGAGAGACAAUUUCCUAUUUGACACCGUUGAAGUGUUACUGGUUUCUUUCUUUUCCCUCUAAAAGUUUUCAUUCCCUAUGUGGCCAUGAUUUCAACUUUCCCCAAUUUGACCCUCUAUCCAUUUAUCCAUCCAUCCACAGAUAAAUGGAUGUGAAAAAGACCAUUUUGCCCCCCUUUGAAGGAGGUGGGCCCCCACCACAUUUAUGUUACUAAUUUGGAAUUAGAAGGGACUAAAACAGGGCUAACUCUAGGUUUGACCAAAUUUUCAUUUUCAUAUAUGAGCCACACACAAAAAAUAAAAAAUGAAUUGUUUUAAAUAUUUCACAAAUUUGGCACAUUUAACAUUACUCUACAUUUGAGGAGGGUUAUACAGACGAUGCAGUGAAUUCGAAAUGUAGAGGGUGAAGUGGGGUGUGCGUGCGUGCAUUCAUAGGGCGAGAAUGCAUGCUUGUAUAUUAGCGUUCGCACUUGGUCCGUGUGUUCACAGAUGAAAAUUAAAGCGCACAUCCUAAUAAGCUUUAGAUGAAGUAACCUAGGCAUUCUGUUCUUUUGAUUCAACUGUGGCAGAUUGUUGAAUGUGGAAACUGAAAAAAAAUCAAUCAGGUGAUGCAUAUAUAGCAUCUCCCAUGAGUUUUGAAUUCGAGGUUUCAUCACCUGCUUAUAAAUUCAGUAGGAUUUGGUUCUCAAGGGCAGUUCUGAUGUGAUUUAAAUUUGUUUGCAUGCUGAAACCUAAUUAACUAUGGGCGAGGGCAAAGACGUAAAGUUGACAUUGCGCCGGCCGCCGGGUUGUCACCGCGCGAUCGCUUGCUCCCUUUCCUUAAUUUCUUUGCGCGAUCUGGAUCUGGUGGUGCCCUCGCCCCCGUCGCCUCCACACACAACACGUAUCGCAAGCAAACCCCCACCGCUCCAAUGCCGCCGAAGCGCCGCCUCAUCUUCUCGUCCUCCUCCUCGGGCAACAGCCCUCCGAUCCGGGCGCCGGCGCAUCAGGGACGCGACGGCGAGGAGACGGAAGUGGAGGACAGCGGUGAUCAGGUCAGGCACUCCGAUGACCUGGGGUAGAAUAAUACGGUGCUGCCGCCGCCGCCGCUGCCUGCACAAGGAGGAAGGGAGGGACCCAAGUCCGAUGGCAAGUUGUUCAUGCCGAGGAAGAAGGCCAAGUCGCCCCCUCGCAAGACGGGGCCAACAGCUGAGGGUGAGCUUACCAAGCCGGCUCCGUCCAAGACCAAGAUGUCGCCGGAAGCUCACCUUACCAAGUGCCCCCAGACGCAAACGGCCACAGCUACAGUGGCCAAGCACGCCAAGUCGCCAGCGGCUGCGAAGCAGCUCACCAAACCGCCUCUGCCGAAGAAGGCCGAUGCUCCGGCGGCAACGACGACAGAGAUCGCCAACCAGGUGCAGGUGGUGGUCCUGGACAACGCGGAGAAGCACCUGGCGGAGAAGAGCGCGAGGUACUGGUACCUCAAGCGGGAGUUGCAGGCACUGGAAGCAGACCUCAAGCAGCCAGGCAUGUUCGAUGCCGCCUUCCUCAAGAUUGCUGACGCCAAGGCCACCGAGCUGGACAACCAGAUCAAGGCACACAAGGUGGCCGAGAUGGAGGUGCUUAACAACCGCUGGGUCAUCAAGAAGGAGGUCACCACGGCGUUGUUCGACUCGAUGAACUGAUCACGCAGGUUGUCGAUUCACUGAUCUCCUCCUUCCUCAACUGUCAUGUGGGGGAAGCACUACGUGCGGCGUCCAAAGAAGGUGGCUGGUUGAGCCACGGAUAUCUCUCUAGUCGGUUUUCAGGAUUAGAUUUGGUUGUUAGAUUGAUUAGUUCGGUUAGUCAGAGGUUUGGAUAAAGUUUGUUAGUUUGAUGGGCUUUGUUGGCAGGAGUCAGCGUUGGGCAUAUAUACCCGGCGAUGUAAUCUGAACAACUCAAGCAAUGAGAAUACUUUCCCUUCUAUC